This is a messenger RNA of Mustela lutreola (European mink), 12973 nucleotides long. It is a transcript of the gene FANCB, whose product is annotated as FA complementation group B. The record is from RefSeq and is a predicted model, not a curated record. The coding region runs from base 185 to 2779 and encodes 864 amino acids. Gene Ontology annotation, cellular component: Fanconi anaemia nuclear complex. Gene Ontology annotation, biological process: interstrand cross-link repair; replication-born double-strand break repair via sister chromatid exchange; negative regulation of double-strand break repair via homologous recombination. NCBI's taxonomy places the organism in Eukaryota, Metazoa, Chordata, Mammalia, Carnivora, Mustelidae. The transcript is spliced from 9 exons.
CGGGAUCUCCCAGGAUGCAGCGCGCGGGCGGGAGGUUUGGAGCCGAGGGACCCCGCGCCCGCGUAGGGAGUCGGGAAAGUGGCGGCUCUGGGACGCAGGGCCUCGCGCAGUGAGGUUUAAAAGCAUCAACUGGAAUCCAUUUGCAUUCGAAAAUUGGACCAACACAAAGAUUUGAUAUUGUGGAAUGUCUAGCAAACAAGCCGUGUCAUCUAAGGAACAAGAAAUGCUUUUGUGUUAUAAUGGGGAAGUCCUUAUUUUUCAGCUGUCUCAGGGACAUUUUGCAGGUAAAGGGCCUGCAAAAACACCUGUAUUACAUGUCAGGAGAAUGGUGUUUGACAGAAGAACAAGAGCAUUUGUUCAGAAGUCCACUGGAUCCUUUAUGUUAAAGGAAGAAAACUCUGAUUUAAAAAUUAUGUGUUGCAACUGUGUGUCCGAUUUCAGAACUGGAAUUAAUCUCCCUUAUAUCAUGAUACAAUGCAAUAAAAACAAUAACAUCUUCACAUAUUUUCUUCUAUUUCUUCACAGUACCAAUAAAUUUGAAAAGCGUUUGAGCUUUAGACUAAGCCAUGAGUUGAAGGAUGGUGUAAGGGUCCUUAAUGGUCCAUUAGUUUUAUGGAGACAUGUCAAAACGUUCUACUCUAUCUCUUCCCAAACAGGCAAAGUUAUUACUGUGUCUCUUAAUUUUUCCUCUGUUGAGUGGGCAGGGGAGAUUGAAAAUCUAGGUAUGGUUUUAUUAGGACCGAAGACAUGUUUUUUAUCUGAAGAAGGAUCCACUCAAAAGCUUUCAAAAUCAGAUUAUGCAAUUUGGAAUACCAAAUUUUGUGUAUACUCCCUUGAAAAUGAAGAAGUAGUAAGUGAUGCAUACAUUAUCCCUCCUGCUUAUACCAGUGUAAUAACUUAUGUGCAUGUCUGUGCAACUGAGAUUGUCAACAAUCAGUUAAGAAUGUCUCUGAUUGCCCUUACUCGAAAGAAUCAGCUGAUUUUAUUUCAAAAUGGGACUCCUAAAAGCGUGUGCCAGCUUCCAUUUGGAGAUCCUUGUGCAGUUCAACUUAUGGAUUCAGGCAGAGGAGACUUUUUCAUCGUAUCCUUUAGGUCUGGUGAUGCUUGUGCCGUUUGGAAAAAGAACUUUCAGGUUGCUGCUAAGUGGGAAAAAAUUAGAUCAGUACUGAUAGAUGACUUUAUAGGAACUGGAAGUGAACAAGUACUGCUACUUUUUCAAGAGUCCUUGAAUUCAGAUUGCCUGAGUUCAUUUACAAUAACAGAUCUUGGCUACGUGAACUAUUCAAACAAAACAUUGGAUUGCAAUGAAGAUGAGUCAUUUGAAGACAAAGAACGGAAUCGUUAUAUGAUGGUUCCACCUCUGGAAAGAGGAUUGAAAGUUGGUUUCACUUGUAUUCAGGAAUUGCAGCAGCAUCUCUUGCUUAAGGAAAAAAUUAUUUCAAAAUCUUACAAAAGUUUAAUAAACCUGGUUCAAGGGAAAGAUGAUAGUACAUCAAGUGCAGAGAAGGCACAUCUUUUUACUCUUUGUGGUCAAGAAGAAAAUCCUGUCUGUACCUUUGAUGAAAAGAUACCAGACAAUUUUCAAGAUUCAGAACAGCUAGUAGAGAAGAUAUGGUAUCGUGUAAUAGAUGACAGCUUAGUUGUUGGAGUGAAUACCCCAUCUUUGAAGCUGUCCCUGAAUCAUGUGGCUUUAUCACUGUUAUUGGAUCAAGCUCAUAGCUUCAGCUGUCGGCUUAUUAAGUGUCAAAAUAGGGUGAUCAAAUUGAGUAGGGAUUUUUUCCCAGUACCAUGCUCACUGCCAUGUGAAACAGGAUCACAUGCAAAAAGGAUCAAGUUGACUGUUGACAGUGAGGAGGAAGAGGGAGAGGAAGAGGAAAAGGAAGAGGAAAGCUUUGUUUGUGAACAGUCAUCUGAGAAAGAGUGUGUACAGGUCAUUACUGCUGUAACAUCUCUUUCACCACUUUUAGUGUUCGGUAGUUUUUGUUGUACUGUGCUGCUACAAAUUAGGGAGAGGGAAAACGGUAACUCUUCUGAAGCUCGUUACAUUCAGUGUGGCAGACUUUUUUUAAGCCUAGAAGACCUUUCAAGUAGGCAAUACCUGCUGAUAUUUCCAAAGAAGAAACCUAUAGAACACAUGGAAGAUCUGUUUGCACUUCUCACAGUGUUUAAAAAAACUUGUUUUCAAAUCACAUCAUCCAACUAUUCUCUGAAUUCAAUGAAGACGUGGCUCCAGGAAUACAUGAAAUGUGAAGAUAUCAAAGAAUUUCCAGAAAUUUGCUUUUGCAAGAUGCCAGGGAGUUUCUAUGGGACACUCUUCCAGUGGAAACAAAAAACACCAUUUGAAGGGAUUUUAAUCAUCUAUUCCAGGAAUCAAACAGUUUUGUUCCAGUGCCUUCAUAAUCUCAUCAGAGCUCUCCCUAUAAACUGUUUCUUCAAAAAUCUAAAAUUUGGAAGUGUCGAUUUCCUAAUUAAUCACUUGGCGUUAACUUUGGAGAAGGAAUUGGUUACCCAUCGUUCUCUUUCUUCUGCCUUAGUUAAGGUUGAAAACAACUUGGUGCAAAGUUGUGAAGCAAGCAAAGAAAAGAGUAGUGGUGUGGCGGCUUUAUCAGACAGAGAGGAAAACGUCCAUCCCUACAGAAAAGAACUACAGAGAGAAAAGAAGCGAACGUUGGGGACAGACCUAAAAGUGAGUGGUGCCCUUUAUAGAGAAAUGACUUUGAAGUUAGCUGAGGUUCAGCUGAGAUCAGACCUUGCUGCACAGAAACUGGCUGGUUUAUAAUUAUAGUCUUAAUUUGAUUAUAUUUUAAAAUAUGUUUUCUCUAUCAGGACAUUUUGGUUCCAAAUUUGUUUUCAUUUUACAUUAUAUGCCUCCUCUGCAAAAAUAAAGAUUGAGGCCUGUAGAAUUGUAGGUACUGAUGCAAGAAAUAGCAUGCCUCAGUGCAGCAGUUCUCAACUGGGGCCAUUUUGCUUUCUUCUUUCCACUCUCCCUACCCAGGGGCAUUUGGCGGGAUCUGGAGACAUUUGUUUUGGGUCGUGAGAAGUAAUUGGGGGUAGGGAGGGUGAGGUUGGGGUGCUAUUCGCAUCUAGUAGUUGGAGACCAGGGAUGCUGCUAAAUAUUCUACUGGGCCCUGGGAAGCUCCCAGAGCAAAGAAGGAUCCUACCCAAAAUGCCAGUAAUGCCAAGGUUGAGAAGUCCUGCCUUAGAGUUACCACUUGAGUGAAGGCAGAAGUGAUCUAACAGUACUUUGGUCUAAAUCUUCAAACAACUUAAAUAGUCCUUUUAUUGUGUCCUGUUUAGUAAAAACCUAGCAUAUAAAAAUUAGCUUCAAACAGAUAAACAAGGUUAGAAGGAUUCACAAGUUUCUGUAAACACCAAGCUCCUGUGGAAAUUGAAAUUGCAGAGUGGGUGAGACCGUUAAAAUGAAAAUCUUUGAACCCCUUGGUAACUUAAAUUUUGUUAGAGAGCUUCUCUGAAAUUGUGUAAGUCUAUAGGAAUAUGAAAGUUUUAGGGCAUUUCUCUGAAAAGCACAUUUCUUUCAAAAAGCUAAGCAUACCACAUGGGCCGCUAUUUGAAAAAAAAUGAAAAUGCCUUUAAGCCAUUUGUAAUUUCAACUCUGGGCAAAGCUAAAAUAUAGAAUUCUAACUAAAAUAACUUAAAGAAUCUGAUGCUCCUUAGAGACUGAGAAAUUUAAAAAUAAGUGGAAAUUCACUUAACAGUUAAAAAGUGAUUGUUAAGGGGUCCAGUGAAAUAUUUCAAAGGGGUAAAAAUGUAACCUAUUCUUUUUUUUGAAAAAUAAGAAUGCUGGAGUUAUAAGAGGGUAUCAGUAGAGGGGAAGACACAAAAGGAUAGGUCCAAGAGGAAUGUUUCUGAUUAUUUUUGCUCUAAAAUCCUUAAGUGAGAUGGAAGUUUUGAUCUGAGUUGAAAGAAACAGAUAAUUAUAGAAAGUGGCAUUUCAUGCUCACAGCUCUGAAGUGCUGAUUCCCGCCAUGCCUUCAAAAUGCUCAUACUUAAUGAUCUGGUGUUGCAGAUGGGGUUUAGGAAAUAUAGGUUAUUAUUUUCCUGUCUUGCUUUUUAUGAUUGUCUUUAUAAUAUGCUACCUCUUGUUUUAGUAGUCCAUUAUAGAUGGAGAUAGAACCUUAUAGCUCUAGUUCUUUGAAACGUCAACAGAAAAGAUUUCAGACUUUCUGGAAAUGGUAUAAUUUCAGGAUUAAUUAUGGAGAUCUGGAAGCAGUAUGUGUCAGUAGGUACAUUGAAACCACCUGUGACAUAUUCUGAAACAACAACCAUGUAUGAAAUAUAGGAACUAAAUUGAAAAAUGGAGGUUGUCAAAAAGUACACAAAACUUAAUUGUAAUAGUUUAUCUGUAGGAAAGUUAGGAUAACACAAAAAAGUAUGUUGCUGAUUUUUUAUCUAUAAAAGCAACCAAAAAGUAGUCAUCUAUAUACAGCAAAUAACCUCUUUGCAAGUGAGUUUUGUACUCCGGUAUAUUUUUCCUGUUUACUACCAACAAGAACAGCCAAAGUUUGAGGGAAUGUUGCCCUUGCCACUCUCUCGUGAUUCAGUAGUGUUUGCGCGUACCCGUAGGCACAUUCCUCUGACCACUGUCCUCAUCGUGAUUCUGAGUUUCCCCUCAAAAACAUGCUUCUCCCAAAUCCACACUCAAGUGAAAAUGAGUUGUUUUAGAACAAGAGCACAUCACAGUUUUCGGACACAAAACUUUCUGUUGUCCCCCUGAUCUCUUAACUAAGGAAUGCAUGCAAGCCAGCUUAGGUAUGAUGUUAUUCUGUUCGGUGAGUAGGUCGAGGGUGGAGGAAGAAAUGUAACAUUUAUUAAUUUCAACUAUAUGCCAGACAGUAGUAAGCUUGAGACACACAUACAUGCAAAUGUCCAUACCCAUACAUACGUAUGGCUCCACCCGUACAGCAGCCCAUAAAGUGUAAUUACUAGUAUUGUCUCCAGUAUGAACAAAAUGUUAGACCAAAUUAAGAGGGUUCACGCAAGCAAGUUAAUGCUAUAUACCCUUGUUAUAAAGAUUUUCAAAAUGAGCAGAUCCUUUUAGAAUUCUAAAACUAUAUAAGUGAAUCUUUUAUUGUCCUGAUAACAUCUCUUUAUACUAUAUAUACUCAGUUUUCACAGAUUUAAAAGAGAUCUAAUGAACUUACUUCUCUUCCUGCUCUUUCUGAUAAAGGCAGAGUCAGCUGUCCAGAUUAGGAACCUAUGUGAUGCUUUCUCUCUUGCCUAAAACUUGGACAGUUCCAAAUAUUGAGAGGUAUCCUUUCUCUUCCUUAUAUUCAAACUUGCGGAACAUUAUUUUCCAUUCUAAGAAUUUGAGAGUGAAAACUAUUCCUUAGGUAACCCCAUCUGGACAAAGUUAGGCUUCUGCUUCCAGAGCCAGUAUGGUGUAACAGAAAGAAUGCUGAUCCAGAAACUGUAUUUAAUUGAAUCCUUUGGUUCGUUCUGUUUUCCCUUUUUGAGUUGCCUGGAUCUGUUACUUGAGUUGCUUUCUGCCUCAGCAAAAUAACCCUCUCCUAUAAAAUCCUGCCAUGUUGAAUAUCUUCACUGUGCCAUUGGUCCGGCCCCUUUCUGGGAUCUUCUUUCAAUAAUCCUGACUUGCCUUUUUAUUGAGUAGGGUAACAGGCAUUAUCAGACAGUGAGUGGUCAUAAGGGCAGAAAGUCAGAAACCUACUCUGCCCUCACUGGCCCCAUUUUUUGUGCAUAAUCAAAACCAAUGUAAUGGUCCUGAGUUCUGCUAGGCAAAUUAUUUAGCAUCUGAGCUUUUUUUUUUUUAAAAGAUUUUAUUUUUAUUUAUUUAUUUGAUAGAGAGAGAUCACAAGUAGGCAGAGAGGCAGGCAAAGAGGGAGAGGAGGAAGUAGGCUCUCUGCCAAGCAGAGACUCAAUCCCAGGAUCCUGAGAUCAUGACCUGAGCCGAAGGCAGAGGCUUAACCCACUGAGCCACCCAGCGCCCCUAGCAUCUUAAGCUUUAUCUUUAGUUAUCCAAGUCCUCACAGCAGCUGUCACUUACCGCAGAAGUACAAGCGGUGUUACGGGCCGGUAAAUCAUGCCAUUAGUAACCAGCUAGAACAUUUAGCACUAGAUGUCCAGUCAGUCAGUCAGGAAUGGGAAGGAAGUGUAAGGUGCACUGUUGAUUGCCUUUUCCACAUUGAUUUCUUCCUUUUCUUGUAUCGGAACUCUCAUUUUGUGCAAGAAACUUCUUUCUACAGCUCAUCUGACUGGGAAAGUAGACCCUACCCCCAGUUGCAGAGGUUAGUCCUGAAGAGUAUAAGCCAGUUAAUGUAAGAUAUUUGCCUGGCAACUGUGACUGCUCUGGGGUGAGCUCAAGACCUAAAUUAGGCCUAAUUGAACUGAGGGCCUAAAACAAUUUGGGUUUUGGGAGAGGAAGCAGCUUUUCAGUCCUGUGGGGAAGUGGGUGGCCCUAAUUUAAAAAUCACAGGAAAUUAGGCUUAGAAUUAAUCUGAUAUUACAGCCUGCAAAAUUGUUUUAUUGUGCUGCUGAAUCAAACCUAAAUCCCACCCUUUCCUGGGACCACUUAUUACUUCAGAAAAAAAAAAUCCCCUCUAACACAAAUCAAGGUUUUGGUUAACUGCACUUGAAAACAUUUCUCGCUGCUAGACAUGGGGAAAAGAAUGCCAGAGAACAGAAUUGACUGUUGGACCUGUGGACUCCCAGGACAGGAACAGGUUACUGCAGCAACAGGAUGCUUGGGCUUGCUGAAAGAAGAGUGGGAAAGAGCUUCCUAUUCCUUUCCUUUCUGGGCAGUGGCUCCCUGGCCUUCCUUUUCGAUUUUUUUUAGUUUAACUCAUUUUGGUCUGUACCUGAUAGUAGUUUAUAUCUGAGAUAGGCUUUAAUUUUUUUUUAUUAAAUUGAUUUAUUUACUUUCAGAAAAACAGUAUUCACUAUUUUUUUCACCACACCCAGUGCUCCAUGCAAUCCGUGCCCUCUCUAAUACCCACCACCUGGUACCCCAACCUCCCACCCCCCGCCCCUUCAAACCUCUCAGAUUGUUUUUCAGAGUCCAUAGUCUCUCGUGAUUCAUCUCCCCUUCCAAUCUCCCCCAACUCCCUUCUCCUCUCUAACUCCCCUUGUUCUCCAUGAUAUUUGUUAUGCUCCACAAAUAAGUGAAACCAUAUGAUAACCGACUCUCUCUCUGCUUUACUUAUUUCACUCAGAUAGGCUUUAAUUUUUAAAAAAUUGUUUAUCUUUUCUCUCUUCCUUAGCUGAGCUUCCCUCUGGUAUUACACCAGGCCACUUGCUCAAUGAUGCCUUCCUCAGUGGAUUAGAGAUUUGUGUCAGAUUAUUUAACCUUUGUUCAUGUUUCCUGUUUUAUUUUAAUCAAAUUUUGCUUUUUAUUUUUAAUUUGUAGAAAACUUUUAAUUGAACUGUAGUGGACAAGAAGGUAAGAUUAUACAUGUAAGGACCAUAUCUAGUGUGUUUAUAAUCCUAGCUGUAUCCUCUCCAGUAGGAAGAGAAUAGUCUUCAUCAAUUUUGACUUUCUAAGAGUCUUUGUGCUAGGAAAAACAGAUUUGAUAUGAUAGGACUGUUUUGGAAACAGAGUAGUACUACUAUACCAAAUAGAUGCACAGCAUUACUAAUUUAGAGCUUGUACCUUUUUCAAAGGUAACAAAUAAAUGUACUAGAACAUGAACAGUUGCCUUUUAACAUAUGCUAAGGAACAGAAGAUAACCCUUUCUAACAUCAUUCAUUUCAACCUCAUAACAACAACAACAAAACCAUGUGAAUUUUUAGUGUAGUUUUUGUAAGCCCAAUGAAAUGUUUUAAGGUUUAGAAUUACUACGUAAUUUAUUUAUGCCAAGUGCAAUAAUAAAAUCCUCUUAUCAGUUAUCCCAACAGGAAACAAAUAUGCUCUCACACUUGAAAGAUUCUGGUAAAUGUGUAAAAUCUUUGGGAGUUGGGGCAGGCAAUAGUACCUGAAGGGAGCCAGGACCAAAUGUAUUCUUGAUAAUCUGCAAAAUUCUCAGAGAAAGUGAACAGGUAGUACAUGUGUCGAGCCAGAAUAGGGGAGGUGGGGUUUGGUGUGCAGAUGGUCUGGUGUUUCCUAUAGCUGGUGUCACCUGGAAGGGAAAAGAAUUAGCCUGCAACUAUAAAUAGUAGGAAAAAUAAUUCUAACUUAUAUGGUUUAUAAAGUCAGUUUGUAAUAGAACAGUGCCAUGUCCUCUGACAGUUUUAUAUGAACAAAACACAACUAUUGUUAAAAAAAAGAUUUGAAGAUCACAUUGAAAUUAUCUCUGAGGAAGAAAAGAUUAUAAGAAAUGCACAAUACAACAAAAAUAUAAAUUUGUUCAUAUAAUUGAAAUAUCAGGCAAAAUGUGGUCCAUGUUAUCUUCAGUCCUGUGAUGGACAAGUUCUUAGAGUUAAUUGAUGGCCCUCGCUGAGUUUUAUCUUUUGGCUGCUUCCCUCCAAUUAUAUCUAAUACCCGAGUCUCUCUUUCCUAGUUCCUUUCAGUUGUCUUUGUUAGAACCAUCGCUCUCCAGAAAUAUUGCAAUUUACCAUUGCUCCGUCAUAUUUGGGGGUUCCUUAAGUGAAAGUGUCAGUUCUUUAAAUAAUCCGUAAGUAACUUCUUUUUGAGCUAUCUCUAGAAGGUCUUAAAAUUCUCUGUUUAUUGUUGGCAGGGAAUCACUGUGGUGGAGAGUGGAAUUGCAGGAAAAGUUGUAAGCUUUCUAGCCUAGAAAACUUAGGUCUUUGUUCCGUAUGACUACUACAUCACUUAAGAAGAAAAGGAGUGGGAUUCUAUUUUCUUUUUUAAUUGUUGCCAUGCUUUAAUCCUUCCAAAUGAUGUGCCAAUUAGAAAACAUUUCACCUCUUUCAAAAUAUCAGUGGUGUAUGAAGUGGAAGAGGAUAUAGAGAUUUUCAUUCAGUCAUGUGUUUAUUGACAUUUUUAUUGAAUACAUUGUCAUGCCCAGGUGUAUAAGCAGGUGCUGAGUAUAUAAAGAUGAACACGAAACCUUUUUAGGUUUGUUUUUUUUUUCAAAGAUUUUAUUUAUUUAUUUGACAGAGAGAAAUCACAAGUAGACAGGCAGGCAGAGAGAGAGAGAGAGAGAGAGAGAGAGAGGCUGAGCAGAGAGCCCGAUGCGGGACUCGAUCCCAGGACCCUGGGAUCAUGACCUGAGCCGAAGGCAGUGGCUUAACCCACUGAGCCACCUAGGCGCCCCAGCCUUUUUAGGUUUUAAAGAGCUUGCAAACUUAAUUGGAGGGACAGUGACAUAGAGUCGCAUGUUACACUGAGAUAAUUCCUACAAGUAUACCCAGGGUUCCAUGGGAAUAGCCCUGUAAGGCAGUGUGCCCUUGAGGGGCACCGUCUGAGAGCAAGAGUUCUUAGUUUAGGGGAGCAGGACUUUUGGGAAUCUGAUUAAAAACUGAAGGUGUUCAUGUUGGAGGUAGCUGUGGAUUAAAGUGUUGUUGUAACAUAACAGAAUUUUGCCUGAAUCAGGGAUCAUCUGCUAGACCUGUUCAUACCCCAUAAAGGAAGGUGCAGAGAGAAACGUAUAUGUGAAGAAGUUCAAACCAGAGCACUUGGUUCAGUGCAAAGGGGUCUAAAGUAACUUAAAUCAUGCAGUUUCGAAAUUCUUAUUGAUUGAAAAACUGGCCUUAUCGGUGAACCCAUAAAAUAAUUAUAUCCCAAACCGUUUUUUAUUUUAAUUUUUUUAAAGAUUUAUUUAUUUAUUUAUUUAUUUGAAUGAGAGAGCGGGAGUGAGCGCUAGUGGGGCGGGGGGCGGUGAAUGGGGGAAAGGAAGAGGAGAGAGAAUCUCAAGCAGACUCCCCACUGAGUGCAGAGCCCCAGGUAGGGCUCGAUCCCACAACCUGGAGAUCAUGACCUGAAUUGAAAUCAAGAGUUGGUUGCUUAACUGACUAAGCUACCCAGGCACCACUCCAAAACCCUUUUAGAAACAAAAGGAACAAAACAAGUUUGUUCUGAAAAUUAAAAUAAUAUAUCCAUGUAGGUUAAAGCAAAUAGUUUCCUUAAAUUGAUUAUCUGAAUGAUUUUAUCUAUUUUAUUGCAGUAAACAAUAACAUUAAAUUUAUGGUCUUAAUCACUUUUAAUUGUACAGUUUAGUAGUGUUAAGUAUAUGCACAUUGUUGUGCAACAGAUCUCUAGAAGUUUUUGAUAUUGCAAAACUGAAACUGUGCCCAUUAAACAUUAAAUCUCCCUCCUCCUCUCCUCUGCCUUUGCUCCACACUGAUAAUUCUCAGCAGUUAUUAUACGUAGGAAUCUCCUGAGGACUUCGUGGAGCAAUUUGCUGAUCCUAUGCCCCGCCCCAAAGAUUCUGAUCCAGUUGUUCUAGGUUCUGCCUUGGGCCUUGGCAAAGGUGUAAAAGUCCAGGUGAUUGUGAUGUAAAUCCAGGGUUGAGAGCUACCACUUUACUGGAAGCAGUGAAUUAACUUGACCAUUUCAGGGGGCAUAUCUUCACAGAUUUUUCUUUGUCAGUGCAUCUUUCUCUUAACAAUGUAAUAACCCAUUGUUUCUCAAGCUUUAGUGUACAUAUAAGUCACCUGGGGAUCUUGUUCAACUCUGCAUUGGGGUUCAGCAGGUCUAGGGUGGGGCCUGACGCUACAGGUCUAACGAGCACAGAGAUGAUGUUGAUGCUGCUGAUUCAUGGACGUCACUCGUGGUGGAGGGUGAUAAGCCACUCUAUCUUAUUGUCAAAGUCAAGGCUUGUAUGUUGGGGAAAAUUCAAGUUUUCAAAAUACAGUGUUGUUGUUAUUCCAUAUGUUCUCACAGUCUGUUGUGUUUUUUUGAGUGGUUAAAUACAAAGUGAUCUCUCUCUGCUGGCAUUGUGCUUCCAUUGAUAUAAAUUCUGCGCAGAAGUAUUGCCUUACCUUAUCUGUGUUCCAGCAUCUUUGAUGAUGAAGCGAAAACCAAAGGAUACAUAAGACUCUUACUUUCUUCUUUGACAUUUUCCAAUUUAGAUUAUCUUCCAUGCCUGAGGUCCAUAAUCAUUGUGGAAGGAUAUCUUCUCUUUAAUUCCUAAUAGUGAAAAUUACCCUGAACACUGAACAAUGGAAAGAUGAUGAUUGUACAGUGCCUAAGGGCACCCCUUAUUCAUUAGGACUUAUAGUGAAAGAAUACCCAACUCAAACCAAAUUUACCAGUGAAAGAGAUGUCCUGGUUAUAACUGGUGGGUGGUAUGCAGGCUUGAGUUGAUUUGGUUUAGCAGGUCAGCAGGAUAUCAGGGAUGUCUCAUCUUUGUUCUAAGGUUGGCUCCCCACACAGUACAGAAAGGCUGCAAGACUUCCAGAGUAUACAUCUGCACAUCACUCUAUCCAGAAAGAACUUACAGAGAGCAAGGAACCUUCUUUUCGAAAGGGAAAUCUUGCCUCGUGACUUACUGCCCACUUUAGUCACACAUUCAGUCCCACAAUGGUCUAUGGCCAUUUGAAUACCCUGUAUGGAUUGGCUUAGGCCUGGGUUAUGAGAAGGAGACAUUUCACUAUUUACUACUACUUAAACGUUUUUAUAUAAACAUUUGUUAAAGCUUGAAUUUGUGUUCCCCAAAAAGAUACAUUGACGUUCUAACUCCCCUCCCAUCCUGAUACCAUAGAGUGUGACUUUGUUUUCACAUCUGCAGUCACAUUGCAGACAUGAUUAGUUAAGUUGAGAUGAGAUCGUAGUAGGGUGGGUCCCUAAUCCAGUAUAACUGGUGUCUAUAACUUGCAAGAUGUGAAGACAUAGGAAGAAUGCAGUGUGACAACAUAGGCAGAGAUUGGAUUUAUGUAACUGCAAGCCAGGGGCUUCCAAGGAUUGUCAGUGAACCAUCAGAAGCUAAGGACUCCUCUACAGAUUUUAGAGGGAGCAUGAGCCUGCCUACUACUUGAUUACAGACUUCUAACUUCCAGAACUGUGAAACAAUAUGUUCUGUUCUAAGCCACUCGGUUUGUGACAUCUUGUUUUGGCAGCUCUAAGAAACUAAUACCAGACUUAUUAUCCAUUACAUUUGUUUUAAAAUUAAAAAAAAAAAAUCAUGGGUACUUUGGAGGAAGGUGGAUCGGUCAUUGUGAAGGCCAUGAAAAAAUAGCAAGAUGUUUGUAUAGGAGUAAAGGCAGAUGGUUGUUGGUGAUAAAGAUUUGGUCAGUCCGUCUUCCUAAAUCUUAAUUUUACUAAGUUUUUCCCCUCCAUUUUCAUUGCUACCCCUUCAUUCCAUGCUACCAUUAUUUCUCACCUGGAUUAUUUCAGCGCUUUCCAACUUGACUCCAGGGUUUUACUCUUGUUUCCUUCCAAUCCUGUUCUCCAAACAGUAAACAAUUGUCAAAGUACAAAUCUGAUCAGAAAAGCCCCUCAUCACCUUUCCAUUCUUUCAGUGUUCAUUCAGUAGCUUCCCAUGUUACUUUUAGAAUAAACUCAGAAUUUCUAUGUGGCAUGUUAGGAAUAUGGUGUAUCUAGCCUACCUCAUGCACUUAGCUAGGAUUCUCCUUCUGUUCCUGUGGACACUAAUCACUGACGUCCUAUCGUUUCUUCAAACACAGCAUUUGGCUUUCUACCUCAAACUGCGCAUGUGCUUUUCCUAUUACCUGUGCUGCUUUCUCUUCAGUCUUACUCUCCUUCACCUCACGUUCAGUCACCCUGCAGAUCUCAGUUCUUAAUUUGCUUCUUCAUGAACUCUAACUCUCCAGGACCAGGUCAAGUCCCCCUGUAUACAAUUUUGUAGUAUACUAUAUUUCUUUCCAGCGACUGUAAUUAUAAUUUAAUCACUAAGUAAUUAUAGGCAGGUACUGUGCUUAACUCCAGUUUGAAAUCAGGGCUGUUAGCUCCAAAAUGUAAAACCUCAUACUCUUAACUUCCUUACGGGCAAAGUCCAUUUUCUGUCUCAAUCAACUUUAUAUCCUGUCUAGCGUAGUACUAUGCAUGUAAUUGGUACUUAACUAAUAUUAGUGUAAUUUUUUAAAAAAGAAAACAUAAAUAAAUGAAAUGUAGUUGUAAGAAAUUUAAGUGAAGAGCCAA